AUGGCCCAGAGCGUGGUUUAUGCUGACCUGAGGUUUGCCAAGGUGGUGGGGGGCCGGAGCAUGGCCAGCCAGGCACUGGAGGCAGCCCUUGGCAUGGACGACGCAGAGAGCCCCUAUGAGAAUGUGCAGCCAGCACCGGUGGGGCAGGACAGGGAUGGGGCCCAGCCCAGCCCAGGGCGCUGGUCCCAGCAGUGGUGCAUUCCUGUGGGGCUGCUGCCCAUCUGCCUGCUGCUGCUGGUGACCACUGUGGCCCUGGGGGCUUGCUGUGAGUCAGUGGAGGGUGCGCUUCUGGAGCUGGGGGUGGCUGGGCAGCACGGAGAGGGAGGCAGCUGGGCUGGGCUGGAGCUGGAGACCCUGAACACCGAGCUGGGGCGUGUCAUGGGGGUCCUGGGGAAGACGGAGAAGGAGAUGCAGGAGGUGCAGGGGAAGCUCAACAACAGUGAGAGCACCGUGGCCAUCCUGCGCUCCUGCACGGCUAUAGAUUGCUGCCCCUCAGGCUGGCUGCUGUACAGGGGCAAGUGCCUCUUCAUCUCAUCGGAGAAGAAGACAUGGGAGGACAGCAGAGAUGAGUGUGAGAAGAAAUAUUCUCAGCUCCUGGUUACCAAAUCCUGGAGUCGCUGGACUGUGCCGGCCUUCCUGAAGAAUGCAGACAUCCCAUACUGGAUUGGGCUGCAGAAGAGCAGCUUCCCCUGGUAUGAAUAUGGCUGGCUGGAGGAAGAUGACCCAGAAGGCGAGGGGGUCUCAGAUGCCUGGUUUUGGGUGGAUGGCUCCCUUUAUGAAAGGCCAUGGCAGUGGAAGUCAAAUGGGUCCUGUGCCAUAAUAAGCCGUGGGAACAUCAAACCUGCCCAGUGCGGUGGUCCUGACGACCUGCACCUCUGGAUCUGUGAGAAGGCGGCAGGGCCGAGCUCCCCUUUCAUGGGAUGA
Molecule: messenger RNA, 924 nt
Organism: Pterocles gutturalis (yellow-throated sandgrouse)
Lineage: Eukaryota; Metazoa; Chordata; Aves; Pterocliformes; Pteroclidae
Product: B-cell differentiation antigen CD72-like
Exons: 7
Coding region: 1-924 (307 amino acids)
Cellular component (GO): plasma membrane
Molecular function (GO): transmembrane signaling receptor activity
Source: RefSeq, a predicted model, not a curated record